CUGUGCCGCGCGGAAGGGGUGAAGCUGUUCCUCAAGGGCUCGCGCUGCCACUCCGAGAAGUGCCAGAUCACCAAGCGGCGCGGCAAGCCGGGCAAGGCGCCGCGCGCACGCAUGCAGAAACUUUCCGACUACGGCAUCCAGCUGCGUGAGAAACAGCGUGUGAAGCGCACGUACGGCAUGCUGGAAAAGCAGUUCCGCAUUUUCUUCGAACGCGCCAACCGUCAGCGCGGCGUGACCGCCGAGAACCUUGUGCGGAUGUUGGAGCAACGGCUCGACAACGUCGUGUAUCGCAUGCAUUUCGCGAGCUCGCGCAGCCAGGCGCGGCAGCUGGUGUCGCAUGGGCACGUGAUGGUCAACGACCGGCGGGUGACGAUCCCGAGCUUUCUGGUGCAGAAGGACGACGUUCUCGAGCUGCGUGAGCGGGGAAAGAUGAUGACGGCGGUCAAGGACAGCCUGAAGGAGUACUCCCGCUCCGGCACGCUGCCGUGGCUGCAAGUCGACCCGGAUGCGGUGCGCGGGCGGGUCCUGGCGCUGCCGCGGCGCGCCGAUGUGCCCGACCUCGAGGGCGUCAACGAGCAGCUUAUCGUCGAGCUGUAUUCCAAGUGA
This is a messenger RNA of Geodia barretti, 606 nucleotides long. Lineage: Eukaryota; Metazoa; Porifera; Demospongiae; Tetractinellida; Geodiidae. The record is from the annotation of a GenBank genome assembly.